AUGGCAAAUAGUAUUGUUAAUUGUUUGAAAGAGUGGGGGUUACAAAAGAUUUUCACUGUCACAGUUGAUAAUGCUAGUUCAAAUGAUGUGACGGUGAAGGAGCUUUCUAAGAAGUUAACUAAAUGGGGGACCAAUUCUAUGAAUGGUAAGCACCUUCACGUGAGGUGUAUGGCUCAUAUUAUGAAUCUUGUUGUUCAGGAUGGUAUAAAAGAAUCAAUUGUGUCUAUUGAACGUAUUAGGCAAGUAAUGAGAUAUAUCAGGCAGUCUCCUGCUAGGGCUAUUGAAUAUGAGAGUGCAAUUUUAGAAUAUACUGAUCAUGAUAUUGGCUUGUCACAUCAUCUUGAGUUUGUUGAUAUUGUGGAUGGAAGUCCUACAAGUACACUUUUGAGUAGUGAUUGGGAGGAUGUAAAGAAAUUGACAAAAAUUCUUGAAAUCUUUUAUAAGCUUACUUUAAAGAUGUUCUUUUGGGUUCAAUGGCAAAAAAAGAUGAAGGAGAAAUUUGAUAAGUAUUGGGGUGAUCCAGAAAAAAUGAACAAGAUGAUUUUCAUUUCAUGUGUGUUGGAUCCUCGGUACAAGUUUGAUUCCGUUAGUUUUGCACUUGCGAAGAUGUUUGAAGAAAAAGGGUCAAUUAUCGCGAAGGCAGUGCAUACAUAUAUGACUUCAUUAUUUGAUGAGUAUGUAAAGUCUCAUUCAAAAGAUAAAGGUUGUCAUCCUUCUUUAUGUUUAUCUAACUCUUCAUUGGACACAAUGGAAACUUCUACUUUAUCGCUUUUAGUGAAUACUAUUAGUGUCCAAAGCGGAGGAGCUUUUGGUUCUUUCUUUGAAGAAUUAAAAAGACAUAAAGCUGGGAUUGGAGGUUCAGAUUUUAAAUCGGAAUUGGAAAAAUAUCUUACAGAAGAAGUUGAAAAUGAAAUAGCAGACUCUAAUAUAUUGCUUUGGUGGAAAGUAAACUCACCUAGAUUCCCCAUUCUUGUUGAGAUGGCUCAGGAUGUGUUAUCUAUUCCUAUUUCAAGUGUUGUAUCCGAAUGUGCAUUUAGCACUGGAGGGCAUAUUCUUGAUUCAUUUAGGAGUUCAUUGACUCCUAAAUUGGUGGAUGUUCUAGUGUGCCUUCAAGAUUGGCUUCGGAGUGAGCCAUUAUCUGUAAGUGUUGAGCAAGAUUUAGAUGUUCUCGAGCAACUAGAGCAAGGUGUAACCAUGCCUCGACUUUGUGGUCUCAAAGCUAUCUCACAUGUUCGGAGUCACUAUGAAAAGAUUGAAGAAGGUGAUGAUGGAUGGUGA
This is a messenger RNA of Nicotiana tabacum (common tobacco), 1278 nucleotides long. NCBI's taxonomy places the organism in Eukaryota, Viridiplantae, Streptophyta, Magnoliopsida, Solanales, Solanaceae. The record is from RefSeq and is a predicted model, not a curated record.